CUCCUGCGGCGCUCGGCGUGGUUAGUGUCGGAGGAGGGUGGUGGUUGUUGUUUGUGUUGUUUGUUGUGUUGUUGUUUGUGUUGUGGUGAGUGUUGUGUUGUUGUUUGUGUUGUUGUUGUACACUACUAGUAUAUAGUAGAGAGUGUGUGAGUGGUGGUGGUAGUGAGUGUUGUUGUUGUUUGUGUUGUUGUUUGUGUUGUUGUUGUUUGUGUUGUUGUUGGUAUCCGACAUGAGCUUGACCCGCCAAGAGGCCUACACGGCGCUGGGACUUCCCUAUGUUGUCAUGCACAGGAGCCCCUGAAGCAGAAAUUAAAUCCGCAUACAAGAAGCUUGCUCUGGAAUGGCAUUCAGAUAAGAAUAAUCACAGCAGUGACACUGCUACCAUUAGAUUUCAGCAAGCUACAGGAGCAUACCAACUCCUUGCUGCGGAGAAAACGGAGGCUCACAUGAGCUUGGAGGACAUACUGGAUUUAUUGAACAUGAUGUUUUUUGGAGCUAUGGGUGGAUUCCCAUUUCAUCGUCGGCGUUUUGUAUUCUCCAAUGGAGAUCGAGACAGGUUUUACAUCUCGGAUGACGGCAAUGUGGAUGACCUGUUGAACCCAAGCGGGGGUUCUCACGAACCCAGCGCCUAUCCCUGCCAGAGCAGCCGUGAACCUUACCAUCGUACGCAAGCCAGCAGCAGUAACACCUCCACAGCUCACACGACUCCACCUUUGCUCGCACCGGUGACAGUGGCCAAGUCGCCUUACAAGGGCGGCAUCCGCAAGCCCCUUGCCACGGGGGAGGUCGUGAAGAAAAAGCGAAAAGUUUUGCAUCUGUCGGACUCCGAGGGCUCGGACAGCAUGGAUUUUACGGUCGACGAAGAGCUGCUCGCAAGUGUGUCGGGCGUGAUGCCGUCCAAGCGAACUGAGCAGGCCAGGGCAGCAGGCAAGAUGAGAUCUGCCGUCGUUGUCACGCGUGUCAAGACGACUCCACCUUUGCUCGCACCGGUGACAGUGGCCAAGUCGCCUUACAAGGGCGGCAUCCCCAAGCCCCUUGCCACGGGGGAGGUCGUGAAGAAAAAGCUAAAAGUUUUGCAUCUGUCGGACUCCAAGGGCUCGGACAGCAUGGAUUUCUUGGUCGACGAAGAGCUGCUAGCAAGUGUGUCGGGCGUGAUGCCGUCCAAGCGAACUGAGCAGGCCAGGGCAGCAGGCAAGAUGAGAUCUGCCGUCGUUGUCACGCGUGUCAAGACGGCGAUUGAGUUCUCAAGAAAAACCACGUUGACAGCAAAGAUCAAACAAGGGAAGAUGGCCUCUGCAUCACCUUCCAUCAAGCUUCCUGCAAAACGGCGACACUCACCCUUUGACUGGUUUGAGGGUCCAGAUGUCGACACCACUUCUGAAUCGGAGGAUUAAAAGAGAAUCGGAGUUUGUUUUGAGCGACGUUGUUCUACGUUCCAUUGUUCUUGGCGAAAUGGUAGCCAGGGUGGAGACUUUUAGCCAAAACAGUUAAAAUGUUUUGGGUGUUCAGUUUUAAGUCGCUGCUUUUCAUAAAUUUUCAGAGAGGAGGUGGGGGGGGUGGACACUUUCGCUGUUAACACUGGUCAACAACAACAACACAGCAUGUUUUUCUGGCCUGGACUUUUGCAGCUGUUCUAGACUAAUUUCAGGGUGCUGAUUCCAAAUCUGAUCUCAGAUUUGCUCAAUCACAUCUCAUUUUUAAAUCCUUUAUAUUAAGUUCGCUUGCUUGCUUAGGACCGUGCAAUUCUUUCGGUCGUUUUUUAACCCACUUCCCGUGAUCCAAUCGAGCUGACAUUUUGCACACAGACUCGUGCGUGACAAUGCAUCUUCGUGAAAAAAUUUUUCCAAAAUUUUACACUGUUUAGGGAAAAAUUUAAAUAUUUAAUUACCAAUUAUUUAAUGGUGGCAGACAAUCAUCUGACCCAUAGGUGGCAGCCAUCUCAAGCCAGAGGACGAGAGGACUCUAGCCGCCCCGAUGCCACGCAUAUAAAGGAUUUAUAGUGAAAAACUUUGUUUUUACGGGUUAAUUUUUUAUGCUAUCGGCAUACCCCAUUUUCAUUGAUUUUACCCGAAAUUAACUCUGUCACUUAUGAUUGCAAGUUGUUGCGAGUCAGUGACUGCUU
Lethenteron reissneri (Far Eastern brook lamprey) is the source of this 2122-nucleotide messenger RNA. RefSeq lists its product as uncharacterized. Lineage: Eukaryota; Metazoa; Chordata; Hyperoartia; Petromyzontiformes; Petromyzontidae. The record is from RefSeq and is a predicted model, not a curated record.